AUGGUCGCCGUUCCGACUCUCGCGCGCCUCCUAGCGAUCCUCGCAUUUCACCACGCCACCGCACGCAUCGGCAAUCAUGCGCGCCCGUUGCAACUCCGCGGCGGCGCCAAAAAACUCCGCGGCGGGAGCGAGGACGAGGCGCCGGCGCCGCGCAAGGUCGGGUGCCUCAUCGUGGGCCUCGGCGGCAACAACGGCUGCACGGUCCUGGCGGGCCUCGUCGCGAACCGGCGGCGCCUCGCCUGGGAGGGCCAGAAGCGGCGCAUCGACGCCGACUGGGGCGGCUGCCUCACGCAGCGGGGCGAUCUGGCCGAAAAGAUGGCGUCGUUCGAGCACGCGGCCGUCGGCGGCUGGGACGUGCGGCCGACGAAGCUCGGCGCGGCGCUCCUCGCGGCGCGCAUCGUCGACACGGACCUCGCGCGUUUGGUCGAGGCGGAGCUCGACGCCGUGGAGGUCAUGCCGGGCGUCUACGACGAGCGCUACGUCGGCGAGAGCCAACGGGCCACCGCGACGCACACGAAGCAGGGCCUCGCGACGGCCAAGGAGAAGGUCGACGCCCUGCGCGCCGACAUCCGCCGCUUCAAGGAGGCCCACGGCGUCGACGGCCACUGCACGGUCAUCUGGUCCGCGUCCGUCGAACCGCCUUCCUUGCUACCCGAGGCCGCGGUCGCGACGGCCGACGCGCUGCUGGACAUGCUCGCGGGCCCCCUCGAGUACGACGCGCCGCCGUCCCUGCUCUACGCCGUCGCCGCGGCCCUCGAGGGCUGCUCCUUCGUCAACGGCGGCAGCCAGGACACGGUGUGCGACGGUCUGGCGGAGCUCUGCGAACGAAAGGGCGCGUACGCGCUCGGCACGGACUUCAAGGCGGGCCAGACCAAGUUCAAGACCUGCGCCGUCGAAUAUCUCGAGAACAACGGCUUCACGGUGAAGGUCGUUGCGUCGUCGAACCACCUGGGCAACAACGACAUGCGGAACCUCGCGCUCGGGACUCCCACGCAAGCGCGGACGAACGCCGCGAAGCUGCGGGUCAAGUCGUCGAUCUUCAAGCCGGGCGUCGACCACCACGUGAGCGUCCAGUAUGCGCCCUUCAUCGGCGACGAGAAGCGCGACUUCGUCGAGUACACGUCGGAGGCGUUCCUCGGGCAGCUGCACACGAUGGCGACGUACACGCGCUGCUCCGACUCCGUGCUCUGCGCGCCGCUCCUCGUCGACGCGACGGUGCUCCUCGACUUCUUC
Aureococcus anophagefferens is the source of this 1233-nucleotide messenger RNA. RefSeq lists its product as hypothetical. The record is from RefSeq and is a predicted model, not a curated record. Gene Ontology annotation, cellular component: cytoplasm. Gene Ontology annotation, molecular function: inositol-3-phosphate synthase activity. The annotation marks the transcript as partial. The transcript has a single exon. Gene Ontology annotation, biological process: phospholipid biosynthetic process; inositol biosynthetic process. Lineage: Eukaryota; Pelagophyceae; Pelagomonadales; Pelagomonadaceae.